AUGGUGAUAACAAAUCCAGAAAAGAAGGGGUUUUCAUCUCAAGCUAAGAGAUUUCCUUCACAAAUCUCUCUGGAUGACAGUCCAGGACCAGGCAGUUACUGUUCCAUAUCCAGCACUGAAGUAAUUAGUCCUUCCUUCUCAAAGAAGGGCACCACAGGCUUUGUUGCGUCCAAGGUUGCCAAGGGUUACAGUAACCCACAGAGAUCCAUCCCAGGACCAAAUAAAUACAACCUGCAGAGUUCCUUUAUAAACAAGUAUGACUUCAACAUGGGAGUGUCCCGAGUGUUCAGGCUGCCUCUGGCUGUGCAGCUGGGUGGACUGAAGCAUAUCAUGCCAGCACCGAAUCAAUAUGACGUAUGCACCUUGAGUGUCAGCUGUGGAAGUGGAGAGAGAAUCUCCUCAGUGUUCGGUUCAUCAGCUUUCAUCUCAAGAACCGGACGCGGCCCGUUCUGCCCGAACAAAUAUGUGCCGUCGCCGUGCCACUAUGACGUGAGCAGCCACUCAAUUCAACGUGGCUCCAAGGCAGUUUUGUCCCCCUUCAAAUCAAAAACAAAGAGAAUCCCUGCUCUAGUGGACAAUCAUGUGCCUGGUCCAGGAGCCUACAGUCCUCAUCAGGCUCCCGCACCAGUGAAGAAGACCAUCUUACCGAGGGCUUGUUGUUUGACGAUAGCAGAGCCUCCUGUGAUUGUCCCAAAGAAUCCACCCUUCCUGGGCCCUGGGCAGUAUGAUAUAGGGAGUUAUGAUGGUGUGUCCAAGCAUCCCAUGCCCACUGCUGCAUUUGCUUCUAAGACUGAAAGAGUAUUCAAAUACUCACAGGGCGACACAAGGCCAGGUCCAGGGUUCUAUGAUCCACAGAUUCUGUCAAAGCAGUCCUUCAUUUAUAACGAUUCCUCAGUCUGGAUCCCCGUAUGAAGCUUUCGUAAGACAUCAAUUCACUGAUUACUUUAUAUCUGAUUCUUAUUCAAAUGUUUUAUGAAAGGUCUGUGUUGGUAUGUCUAAAACUGUGACUUUUAAAUGUAAACAAAUACAUUCAAAUCAGUGUCAGAUGAGUUCAGACAGCUGAUAAAGCUUCACACGACUCUGUGUUUCUCAGUAUAGUGGUGUUUAGAUCUUUGUGUCACCCGGUGACAUUGAUCUGUCUUAUAUCAAGAGCGAUGGAGGCAACAGCAACAUUGAGGUAGUAAAGCGAGACGACUGAAAGCACAACGAAGCGCUCAGUACGCGGCUGUUCAGUAGUUUGACGGGAUAAUCGCCUCUUGUCCCCGCCCACCCCUGCGCUGCCACUGUAUACACACAAACGCU
Molecule: messenger RNA, 1302 nt
Organism: Solea senegalensis (Senegalese sole)
Lineage: Eukaryota; Metazoa; Chordata; Actinopteri; Pleuronectiformes; Soleidae
Gene: stpg1
Product: sperm-tail PG-rich repeat containing 1
Exons: 7
Coding region: 1-912 (303 amino acids)
Biological process (GO): epigenetic programing of male pronucleus
Cellular component (GO): female pronucleus; germinal vesicle; male pronucleus
Molecular function (GO): histone binding; chromatin binding
Source: RefSeq, a predicted model, not a curated record